Molecule: messenger RNA, 2489 nt
Organism: Sciurus carolinensis (gray squirrel)
Lineage: Eukaryota; Metazoa; Chordata; Mammalia; Rodentia; Sciuridae
Gene: Nr1h4
Product: nuclear receptor subfamily 1 group H member 4
Exons: 12
Coding region: 725-2146 (473 amino acids)
Biological process (GO): negative regulation of inflammatory response; cell differentiation; negative regulation of transcription by RNA polymerase II
Molecular function (GO): nuclear receptor activity; zinc ion binding; bile acid binding
Source: RefSeq, a predicted model, not a curated record
AAGAGAGGGAAGGACGAAGGCAGACAUUUGGGUACCCAGGAGCCUGCAAAGCGCUGGCAAAACUGGUUUUAAAAGGUGACCUCGGGACUCCUCACCUAGUCAUGUUUCCCACUCUGGGGCUCUCUUGGUUUGUUCUGGGAAUCUCGAGGCUUUCCCAAGGUUCCUUUCUAUGUUUAUAUCACUUAGCAGGGAAGGAUUGUUAAUGACUAAUCUGUGUCCAUGGGGCACAGAGCCAAGGAAGAGAUGCUGCGGCGAGGGCCGGAAGGCUGCCUGUGAUCAUCACGGCUUUUGCUGGAACUCUCUCCUCCUCCUCUCCUCACCCCACUGUUUCCUCAACUCACCCCAGUGUGAAAUCAAAUUCUGAGCAUUUUUAGCAAAGUUUCUUGGGAUUUGGAGAGGUGGACUGGACUCAAAAUUCUUCCAGGACCUUGGAUGUUUAUCUCCCACCCAAAACAAUCCAAAUGAGGAAACUGAGGCUCAAAGAAGAUGAGCAGCCUGUUCAUGGUCAGACAGGAAGCAGCAGGGCCCGAGUUGGAGGGAGGUAGACAGCAUCUUGGGAAGAAGGAAGGAAGACCUAGUGGUAUAGCUCACAGUGAGCACGGCCUCUCUUGGACUUAUUCUGGAUAUUUCCGCAGGAUGAAACUUCAGGGAUUUUGGGUUUUUAUUUGAAGACCACCGUAAUGAAAGUGCAUUCUCAAAUUAAAAAGUUUGAAGGGGAACAAAAAUGAAUCUUAUUGAACACUCCCAUUUACCAGCCAUGGAUGAAUUUUCUCUUUCUGAAAAUUUAUUUGGUGUGCUAACGGAACAAGCGGCAGGUGCUCUGGGGCAGAACCUAGAUGUGGAGCCAUACUCUCAGUACAACGAUGUUCAGUUUCCCCAAGUUCAACCACAGAUUUCCUCCUCAUCCUAUUAUUCCAGCCUGGGAGUCUACCCCCAGCAGCCUGAAGAGUGGUACUCUCCCGGAUUAUAUGAACUCAGACGAAUGCCAGCUGAGACUCUGUACCAGGGAGAGAGCGAGGUGGCAGAGAUGCCUGUAACAAAGAAGCCCCGAAUGGGUGCAUCAGCAGGGAGGAUUAAAGGGGACGAGCUGUGUGUUGUUUGUGGAGACAGAGCAUCUGGAUACCAUUACAAUGCCCUGACCUGUGAGGGGUGCAAAGGUUUCUUCAGGAGAAGCAUUACCAAAAAUGCUGUGUACAAGUGUAAAAAUGGGGGCAACUGUGUGAUGGAUAUGUACAUGCGAAGGAAGUGCCAGGAGUGUCGACUAAGGAAGUGCAAAGAGAUGGGAAUGUUGGCUGAAUGUAUGUAUACAGGCUUGUUAACUGAAAUUCAGUGUAAAUCUAAACGACUGAGAAAAAAUGUGAAGCAGUAUGCAGAUCAGACCCUUAAUGAGGACAGCGAAGGACGUGACUUGCGACAAGUGACCUCAACGACUAAGUCAUGCAGGGAGAAAACUGAACUCACCCCAGAUCAACAGAAUCUUCUACAUUAUAUUAUGGAUUCAUAUAGCAAACAGAGGAUGCCUCAGGAAAUAACAAAUAAAAUUUUAAAAGAAGAAUUCAGUGCAGAAGAAAAUUUUCUCAUUUUAACAGAAAUGGCUACCACUCAUGUACAGAUUCUUGUAGAAUUCACAAAAAAGCUGCCAGGAUUUCAGACUUUGGACCAUGAAGAUCAAAUCGCUUUGCUAAAAGGGUCUGCAGUUGAAGCUAUGUUCCUCCGGUCAGCUGAAAUUUUCAAUAAAAAACUGCCAGCUGGACAUGCUGACCUAUUGGAAGAAAGAAUUCGGAAGAGUGGUAUCUCUGAUGACUAUAUAACACCUAUGUUUAGUUUUUAUAAAAGUAUUGGGGAAUUGAAAAUGACUCAAGAAGAGUAUGCUCUGCUUACAGCAAUUGUUAUCCUCUCUCCAGAUAGACAAUACAUAAAGGACAGAGAGGCAGUGGAGAAACUUCAGGAACCACUGCUCGAUGUGUUACAAAAACUGUGCAAGAUUCAUCAGCCUGAAAACCCUCAGCAUUUUGCCUGUCUCCUGGGUCGCCUGACUGAAUUGCGGACAUUCAAUCAUCACCAUGCUGAGAUGCUGAUGUCAUGGAGGGUGAAUGAUCACAAGUUCACCCCGCUGCUGUGUGAAAUCUGGGAUGUGCAGUGUUGAACAUCGCCACCUAGCUCCUUUACUCCCUUGAUGUACAACUUUCCUCUAUUUCAUUUGUACCCAGUUUCACUCAAGAAUCUCAAUGACUAUUUAUGCAGUAAUUAUGUGACUUCCACAAUUGUAAAUAUGAGUUAGAUAGAAUUAUUUCUCUACAUUAUAUUAUACAAGGCUUCAGGGAAUCCUACUUUCUAAUUGGCAUGCCCUGUUUGCCUAAUUAAAUUGUUACUUCAAUUCUAUCUGUAGAACUAGGGGAAACCCCAUUUUUCUCUUUCUCUUACCAUAUUGCAUAUAUUUUAUUAAAGAGUUGUGUUCAAUUUUAGCAAUAAACUGAAUGUAAUGGCAA